Molecule: messenger RNA, 8833 nt
Organism: Hemiscyllium ocellatum (epaulette shark)
Lineage: Eukaryota; Metazoa; Chordata; Chondrichthyes; Orectolobiformes; Hemiscylliidae
Gene: cep290
Product: centrosomal protein 290
Exons: 54
Coding region: 69-7586 (2505 amino acids)
Biological process (GO): kidney development; camera-type eye development
Source: RefSeq, a predicted model, not a curated record
ACGGUCGCUUAGCAGCGGCUUUCAACGGUCCCGCGCUCGAGGCCGCCGGGCAGGGAGGGUGAACCAAGAUGGCGCCCAAUCUAGAUUGGGCUCAAUUCAUGAAAGUUGAUCCAGACUCGUUACCAAGUCGAGAGAAACUGGCAGAUAAGUUGUUGGACACAAUAUCGAAGGUUGAAGGAAGUGAAUUGACAGCAGAAGACCCAGAGAAGCUAAUUCAGCUUUUUCGACUCACCCAGUCCUUAAUGAAGAUGAAAGCGCAGGAGGUUGAGUUGGCUCUUGAAGAAGUUGAAAAAGCAGGGGAAGAACAAGCCAAAACAGAAAACCAGCUGAAAGCAAAGGUUCUUAAGCUAGAAAAUGAACUGGAGAUGGCUCAAGUGAGUGCUGGUGGGCGUGAUACCCGAUUCUUGCGAGAAGAACUGCGUCAAGUGGAAAGCCAGCUGCAGUACAAGGACCGGGAGGUUUCCGAAAUGGAGAAAGAGCUAAACAAGGAAAAGAAAAUUGUUGAACAAGUGGGAAUUCGAAUCAAGGAGAUAGAAAAUGAAAACAAUAAGCUAAGAAGAGAGAAUGAUCAACUACGUCAAGAUGUUAUUGACUAUCAGAAACAAAUUGAUUCUCAGCGGGAGACUCUCCUUAAUAGGAGAGGAGAUGAUUCGGACUACAGAAUACAGCUGUCCAAAAAGAACAAGGAGCUUGCACAAUAUUUGGAUGAAAUUCAGAAUUUGUCUGAGGCCAAUGAAAAGCUGGAGGCACAGAACAAACAGUUGCAGCAAAAACUAGAAGAGUCCGUGCAAGAGAUGGACAAGAUGACUGAUGAAUAUAACAAAAUGAAACUGAUUGUGCAGCAAUCUGACAAUGCUAUGGACCAAUUCAAACGAGAAAAGGGGCAGCUGUUGCUUCAGGUGCAAGAUCUGACCAGCCAGCUGCAAGCUGCAACUGAAGAAGAAGAUCCUGUGAUGUUGGCAGUGAAUGCAAAGAUUGAGGAAUGGAAGAAAGUACUGUCUGCCAAAGAUAAAGAGAUCAGCGAGUAUCAACAGAAAUUGCAAGAACUCCGAACUAAACUAGUAAUUACAGAGUUUGACAGUGAUAAGAGUAGCGUCAUUACUCUCCAACAGGUUCUGCAAGAACGUGACGAUCAAAUUAAGGCUCUGGUGGAACAAAUAGAGCAAUACACCAAAGAAGCGAAUAAUAAUGUACAAAUCAUUGAAGGCUUGAAAAUGCAGCUAGAGAAAGAAUCAAGUUUUCCAACACUUAAUCUGCACACCAAAAUUGGGUUCCUCCAGCAAAAGACACAGGCAGCAGAGCAAAAAGCAUUUGAAGCAAAGCGUAUGGCUGACCUUGCAGAGAGAGAUGCUAGGGAAAAAGACAAGGAACUGGCGGAAAUGCUGAUUCAGCUCAGGGCAUAUGAAUCGGGUGUUUAUGGAUUGGAAAAUGCUGUUGCAGAGAUUAAGGAAUGCAAGAACCAUAUCAAAAUCCGAGAUCAUCAAAUUGAAGCAGCGACAAAGGAGAUAAACAAGCUUGAAAUGAAGAUAAAUGAUCUUUUGGAUGAAAAUGAAAAUUUCCGGCAACGCUUAGGCCUUGCUGCAAAUGAAGUAAUUGAUCUAAGUGAAUUUAGGAAAAUCAAGUAUUUGAAACAGCAGCAGUUUCAAGCAGAGAACCAGGUUCUGCUAAAAGAGAUUGAACGCCUGGAGGAAGAAAGACUUGUGUUAAAGAGGCAGAUUCGUAGGAUGGCUCAAGACAAAGGCAUGCAAGCAGGUGUGGGAGGAAUAUCAGCCGAGGACCUGGGGUUGGUGGAUCCAUUUAAUGAGAAGAUAAAUUCUAGCAAAGAGACAGAACUGUCAAGUUCAGUCAACUUUGAGUUAAACCGCCAGAAUCGUCAAAUCCGGGGGGAGUUACUGAACAAAGAAGGAGCAUACCAGAACGCAGAAUUUGAACUCGCCAAGCUCAACAGGCAACUAAUGCAGAAUGAAUAUAUUUCAAGAGAAUUGGAAGUAAAGGAAAAAGAACUGGAAAAAACAAGGACUGAAAUUGCUCAACUAAAGUCCAAAUUAAAAGAACUGGUGGAAGAGAAUCAGCAAUUUGAAAGUGGUAUGAAAGAUAUUUUACAUGCCAUAAAGAGUACUCAAGUGGAAGCCAUUUCAAAAGGAGGGGAAGAAAUCCUUAAGAUAGAAAGUCUGGAGAAACUAGUUACUGCAAUCGAGAGAAAGAAUACCACAGAUAAAUUUAACAAUGAUAUCCACCUGAAAGCACAAUUAGACCAGAUGACGGGGAGGAAUGAGGAACUUCGACAGGAGCUUAAAGAGGCACGCAAAGAGGCUGGUAUAGCUGGCAACCAGCUGGCAAAAGCUACAGAAAGGAUUACAAACCUAGAGAGUGAGCUAACUUUGUUACAACAAUCUGGAGGAUGCAGUGUUGUCUUCCAACCUCUCGCUUUGCCAGAAGGAAUGGUACCCUCUAGUAUUGAUGUCAUCAAUACACUGAAUGAAUAUUUGGUGCAACUUCUACAGGAAAUCUCAAAUAAAGAAAAAGAAGGAAAAAAACUACAAGAGGCCGCCGAAGAUCACAAACGCAAAUUUGCAGUAAUCCGUCAUCAACAAGGAUUGCUCUAUAAGGAAUAUCAAAGCGAAAGGGAAUCCUGGCAAAAGAAUAUUCAAAAAAUUGAAGAAGAAAAGAAAAAGCUUGAGGAUUUAAAAGAGCAGGAUCAAGUGAAAAUAGAGGAAUACAAUCAACUACUGGAAACACUUCAGGUGGAUCCAGAUGAAAUGAAGAAGAAGCUUGCAGGGCUCACUAGCAAGUUAACUGUGCUGCGGGUUAAUGAAAGUUCCUUAACAAGGCGUUACACGACCCUAGUAGAAAUGGAACAGCACUUAAGGAAAGAAAAUAACAAGCUCAAGAACGAAAUAAUAGCCAUGGAGGCAGCAGUUAGUGAAAGAAUUGGAUACUUGCAAAGAUUCAAGGACAUGGCUAGUUUUAAAAUUGCUGCAUUGCAGAAAGCUUUGGAUGAAAGUGUACCUAUAUCAGACCUGGAACGAGCUAAUAAGCAGCACAACGAACUCACAGCUAAGUAUAGGGAUCUGCUGCAGAAAGACAAUCUAUUGGUCCAGAAAACCACUGAUCUAGAGCAUUUGGAGGGUGAAAAUACAGUGCUACGUGAGCAAAUUCGAGCCUUAAACAAGGAACUGGAAAUUACAAAGGAAAAGCAGCACACAUUGGAGCAAGCCUUAGAAGAAAUAGAGAAGCUAGGACCAACUGCCAUGGAUAAAGAAACAAAAGCAAUUACCAACAGUGAAAUUGUUUCCAUCUCCAAGAAGAUUACCAUGCUGGAAAUGAAGGAACUAAAUGAACGGCAAAGGGCAGAACAUGCUCAAACGAUGUACGAACAUGUGCGUGACACGCUAAAGCAAGUUGAUGAACGAAACUCUGAGCUUGAAUCCAAAUUCUCUGAAGUAACCAAAAUAAAUCUGGAGGCCCAGAGAGUGGAACAAAACCUGAGAGAUGAGUUGGCCAACAGUGUAAGCCAAGCAGUGAGUAAUGCAGACAGGAGCCGCAUCACUGAACUGGAGAAAUCAGAAUCUGAGUUAAAAGUUGAGGUGUCCAAGUUAAGAGAUGUUGCAGACAUAGCGAAAAUGCAAGUUGCAGCGUUGGAAGCCCGCCAGCAGUCCAGGGAGAAAGAGGUGGAGGCACUUAGGAAGCAAGUACUUGAUUACCAGGCACAGUCAGAUGAGAGAGCUCUCAUUGCAACAUUGCACCAACACAUUAUCGCGUUGCAGGUGAGUGAAGCCACUGCUGUUAGCAAGCUGCAGGCAUUUGCAAGCAAGCUGCAAAAAAUGGAGGCCUGCAACCUGCGGCUGAUGCAGAAACUGGAUGAGAAGGAUCAGACCCUUUUCCACACCCGGCUAGAAGGCAAGAACAAGGCGAAGCACCUGCGGCAAACUAUUCAGUCCUUGCGAAGGCAGUUCAGUGGAGCCCUGCCUCUUGCACAGCAAGAGAAGUUCUCAAAGACUAUGAUGCAGCUACAGGAUGACAAGCUGAAGAUCAUGCAGGAUGUUAAACGUUCCCAAGAGGAGAGGAGAGUGGCAGAAGACAAGGCAUUGGAACUGGAACUGAAGCUGAAAGGGCUAGAGGAAUUGAUAGGAUCACUAAAGGAUGCAAAAGGAGCACAAAAGGUAAUUGAAUGGCACAAAAAAAUUGAAGAGCUCCGUCUCCAAGAUCUCAAAACAAAUCGAUGCGUAAAUAAGCAAAAAGAAGAAAUAACUUAUUUAAACAAUGUAAUAACUGAGCUGGAGCACACCAUCAACAAUCUAGAAGAAGAGACGGUUCAACAAAACAAGCUCCAUGAAGAGCGGCAGAUAGCAUGGGAUCGCAGAGAGUUAGAACUACAGCAUCAGUUGGAUAUGUAUGAACAUCAACAUAACGAAAUACUGAGUGCAGCUCAAAAGUUUGAGGAAGCGACUGGCUCCAUCCCGGACCCCAAUAAACCACUUCCAGAGCAGCUAAAUGUGGCUCUGCAAAAGAUCAGAGAGCAUGUCUUCAUAAUUCUUGAAACACAAGCAACCUGCAGAACUCUAGAAGAGAAACUUAAAGAGAAGGAGGCAUCUCUGUGGAAGGCAGAACAGAAUGUGCUAUCCCGAGACCAAGUUAUAAAUGAGCUCAGACUUCGACUACCAGCUACGGCUGAGCGUGAAAAGCUGAUGGUGGACCUUAGUACUAAGACAGACGAUGAUAUGGAAAGUAGGAAGGCCCUGAAAGUAGCUCAUCAAACCAUUGCUAACCUGCAGGCUAGGCUAGACCAGAAAGAGGAAGUCCUACAAAAGUACCAGCAGUUACUGACAAGAGCUCACCAGGACCGAGAAGAAAUUGCAAAGAAACACGAGAAGGAUCUUAAAGCCUUGCACCUGAAAUUGGAUUCAUAUGCAGAUGCAUCACUAAAUAAAUUUAAACAAUCUGCAAUGGAGCUGAUGAAGAAACCAUCUCUUCCAGUUCCAACAUCCAAGCAUUUGGCACGCCUGGCAGAGUUGGAACAAACCGUGGCAGAACAGGACAGCUCACUGUCAGCGCUUGUGGACAAACUGAAGAGAGCAACCGUGGAACUAGAGAAACAGAAAGAUAUUAAUCAGCUGAAAGUGAAAGAGCACAACGCAGAGAAAGCAAAUCUGGAAGAGAAGCAUGCAACUGAGGUAAAGAAGCUAUGCAAUGAACUAGAUGACCUGAGGUGCACACAGCUGCAGAUGGAGAAGGAGGUGCAGUACUUGCAAUCUGAGUUAGAGGCUCAGAAACAAGCAAAUACAAGGGCACCCACCACCACCAUGAAGAACUUAGUGGACAGGUUAAAAGGUCAACUGGCUUUGAAAGAGAAGCAGCAAAAGGCUCUGAGUAAAGCACUGUUGGACCUUCGAGCUGAGAUGACAUCCCAUGCGGAACAGCAGGUUAUAAACCAAGCUGCACAAAAGGAGGGACAUCUCAACGUGCAGCAAAUUGUUGACAAGCAAACUAAAGAACUGAGGACACGUAUAGAAGAUCUGACAGAGCAACUUGCAGCAGCUAAGGACAGCGUGAAGGCAUGUAAGAGCAAGGAAGCGGCCACAGCAGCCGAAAUAGAGAAUUUAAAUGGAGAACUUCAAAAAAAGCAACGAGUUCAAAACAAAUUACAAACCGAGAAAGAUGAGCUGAUGAAAGAGAAUGAGGAACUAAAGAAAAAAAUUAAGAGGCUGUGCAACAGCUUGCAGACAAAGACUGAGACUGACAAUAAACAGAGCGUAAUUGAUGAACUGCAGAAAAAGGUUAGAAGAUUGGAAUGUGAACUCGAUCAGAAGGUGGCACCUGAGCAAAUGGAGAGAAAGGUUUUGAAAGAAGAGAGGACUCCAAAAGAGGAAAUAGUGAGGUGGGAAGAAGGCAAGAAGUGGCAGGCCAGAUUGGAAGGAUUGAAACAUAAGCUGAAAGAAAAGGAGAAGGAACUGGAAACUAUGACCAAGCAGAUCACCACUUUAAAGGAAUUAUAUACAAAGGCUGAUCAGGAAAAGGCAAUUUUACAGAAGAAACUGAAAGCUCGUGGAAUUACAGCUGACCAGGUAAUAGGUGUCAGAUCCAUGGAAUGCGAUCGAGAGAUUGAAGAUUUAAGGAGAAAGAAUACAGAGUUUCAAGAUCAGAUUGUGAGAAUGAGGCAACAGCAAGCUUUACCACGGGAUUCAGUAGUGGAAGACUUAACUUUGAAAAAUCAAUAUCUGCAUGAAAAAGUCCAAGCUUUAGAAAAGCAGCUGUCAAAGAAUGUACUAUCCAGACCAUCAACCCCUGGAGUGGGAGCUGAUGCUUCAGCUCAGAAGGAACAAGAACUUCAGAGAGAGAACCUCAGGCUGGCUGCAGAGAACGUGGAGCUGCGUUUUCAACUAGAGCAAGCUGACAAGGACUUGCCACGAUUAAAGGAUCAAAUAGUUAAUUUGCAGGAAAUGUAUCAACUUCUCAAAAAGGAGAGAGCAGAAUUGGAAAGAAAACUUGGAAACAUGCGAGGGUCUGGGCGCAGUGGCAAGACAGUGCCUGAACUGGAGAAAACAAUCGGUUUGAUGAAGAAGGUGGUGGAAAGAGUACAGCGAGAGAACGAAGAGCUGAAGAAGGCUCCAGGAGUGAUCUCCAGUGAGAAACAAACCUGCCUUGAAAUGGAAAAUGACAAGCUUAAGUUGGAACUGGAGAAAUUAAAAUUGCAGGUGGGUGGCCAACUAAGCUUGCGUUACGAGUCCAAAACGAAAGGCGUGGAAAAGAUCUUAGCUGAAAAUGAGCGAUUGCGAAAGGAACUCAAAAAGGAAGGUGACUGUACUGAAAAACUGCGAAUUGCUAAAAGCAACCUGGAGAUUAUGAACGAGAAGCUAAGCGUGCAGUUGGAAGAGACCAAUAAACGAUUAAGUUUUGCUGAGAGUAGGGGUCCGCAACUUGAGGGCGCAGACAGCAAAAGUUGGAAGUCCAUUGUAGUCACAAGAAUGUAUGAGAGUAAGAUAAAGGAGAUGGAGACAGACAUUACAAAAAAGAGCCAAAACCUCAACGACCUUAGACAGCUGCUGAGAGAAUCGACUGAUAAUGAGCAAAAGUUAUCAAAACAAAUAGGAGAACUGGAGGAACAGAUUGAGGUUCUUAAGCAUUUCCCUGAAGAAGCGAAAACAGAGCCAGGCCUGACCAGAGAACUUCAGUUACUAAGACUGACAAAUGACCGAUUAGAAAAGGAAAAAGCUGAACUUCUCCACCAUCUCCAGAUGUACAGGAAGCAAACAGGUGAAACUGCAGGAGGCAGCAGUGGCACCAGUAGAAAUGUUUGCGAUGAUGGAUUAGGCAGUAAAGAGGACAAGCUGACAGGAGAACUAUUGGAAUUGCAAACUCAACUCAAGGCAUCAGACCUAGAGAAACAGCAACUUCAGGAAGAGAUACAACAGCUGAAAAAAGAACUGAAGAACUUUGACCCUUCCUUUUUUGAGGAACUUGAGGAUUUGAAGUUCAAUUACAAUCAGGAAGUUAAACGGAACAUUCUUCUCGAAGAACAGUUGAAGAAAUUGGCGAAGCAGUUUGGAGUCCAAGUGACUAUCCCGGAAAAUAUUUCAACAGAUUAACAUCUCAAAGUUCAUUAUUAGGUGUUUCCUUUGAGAGAAUUGUUGAACUUGAUAAGUUCAACAAUUCUAUUUAUAAUUUACAAUACUUCAGUACACCCUUUCAGAACAGCUGCCGCCUGAUCUCUACUUGAAGUACAUUAACAAGUACUUAAUCUCUUUUAAAAGUUCCAGUUGUCCCUCAGCCUUUUUUCGGAGAAAAGUGCUCUCAGUUUCUGCCACCCAACUUUGUUUACCCGAUUGGCCAAUCCUACCACCAUCUGACAGCAUUUAAUCAGAGGCUGUUUUCUUUUUCCUUAGUUUAACCAGGGUUCAUGUCCAAAGCAUUGUCCCUUACAACACUUUAGUUUCCAUGGGAUCUUUAGAUUUUUAACACGUGCUCAAGAAAUAUUUGAUGCUAGUCCAUUUAAAAACUGGUGCUCUGUGAAAAGGAGAGAUUAAGGUGCUGAAGGAGCAAAUGGUGCUUCUGACUUCUGAUGGUUCCUCCACGGGAUUUGUAUAGAUGGCCAUCCAUACAAGAGCCAUUACAGAUGUCAACCAAGCAAAUCGCAGGUGUUUGUUUGUUUCAUAUUCUCUUUGUAGUCAGGCUCCACCCCAUCCACCAAACACUCAGCCAUCAGUAAUAGUAACAGCAUGAAGACAACAACUCAACUUUAUUUGAGCUUGAUUCUACAGAACUUCCCUGGCCUCAACCAACCAAUGAGUAAAGCAGAUGAGUGAAGUCAACAAAAUAAUUUUGGUACAAUGCACGUAGAACAAGACAAGAUCCAUGACAUGGAUAGAAUUUAACAUCUAACUAUCUGUUGCAUGUCUGAAAGUCACAUCUUAGCUCUGUUGCCUAUAGCACAUAGCAUAGGACGUAACAUCAAAAAUGUGAGUGAGCUCCUUUGGUUAGUGUUGUGAAAGCAAAACGCUCAUCAGUCAGCACAUUUCUCUCCACACUUCCUUCCCAUCCCCAGCUCCCCAUCUUUCAUUUCAAUCCUGCAAUCUAUUUUCCUAUUAUGCAGAGUGGGAGCAAACUUCUCCUACCAACAUUCGCAAACUUAGAUAUGUACACAUGUAAACAUACAGGAAUAUGUUAAAGGACUACUGAUUCAUUUAAAGAGAUGAAGGAUUAUAUCAAAGACUUUCCAUUCAGUACAGACUGGAUACUUAUUGGUCAAUACUUUUAACUGAGGCCUGUAAUCAGGAUGGAUUUUUAUGCAAAAAUUCAAAUCACCUAUUUUUGAAUAGUCACACUGAAAAAGAGG